Molecule: messenger RNA, 7031 nt
Organism: Anneissia japonica
Lineage: Eukaryota; Metazoa; Echinodermata; Crinoidea; Comatulida; Comatulidae
Product: myosin-4-like
Exons: 24
Coding region: 115-3603 (1162 amino acids)
Source: RefSeq, a predicted model, not a curated record
GUCAACAUCUCUCAAGAAAAGUUUCGAAAAUGGCGUUCCGCAUUGUUAGUGACAGGUAAACAACAUGGAUGUCAGGAAAUUUUAGUUGUAUAGUAAGAACGGCAUAAGAGAAUCAUGUCGACGUCAGUUCAGAAAUCAGGGAUGGAGGGUGAUGCUUCUUUGUCUAAAAGGUUAAAAGAUGAAGGACUUGAGAGUACCUCAAGUGAUAAAGAGAAAAUGCAGAAAGUAUGGAAGUGGUACAAAAGAGCAGAAAAUGAUCUGAAGGCUGCAAAGAAAGAGAUUGAAAAUCUCAAGUCUCAGCAGGCACAUGAGAUGAAAGAGGUUGAGAACUAUGUGGAGCAUAUAAGGAGCUUAUCGGAGGAGCGAGAAGUAUUAACACAAGAAUUUGAAAAAGAGAAUGAACGCUUAAAAGAGGAAAAUGCAACCUUAAAGAAAGAGGCUGCAGGUGAUAAUAAGGAAAUAUCAAUGCUUUUACAACAGGAGGGACUUGAGGACAUAGCCAGCGGAACACAAAGUGAACAAAUUGCCUACCUUCUUGUUGAAAGAGCUAAACUCUUGGAUGAUCUGGACAUGGAAAAGAAGAAGAAGGCUCAGGUGGGCAGCUACUUGGACAACAAGAAGGUGGAGAGGCUAGAAAGAGAGAAACGAAGACUGGAUGAUGAACUGAAGAAAGAGAAAGAAAAUUCAAAGAAGGCCUUGGAUUCAGCUGCUAAGCUUCAUGAAGAGCAGGUUAAGAUAAUCCAAACACGACGCGAGAAACUGGAGCAGGAGAACCGAGACCUUAAGGCGAAAUUAAAAGAAUUAGAGACUCAGGUAGCAGAGUUGAACAAUGAACUAGACAAGACAACAUCAGAAAAAGAUGCACAUGCCAGCAAAGCUUUGCAGCACCAAAAACAAGAAACAUCGUUAUUGAGAAAAGCUAGCAUGGAAACAUCACAGUUAAAGGAGACACACAAACGAAUGGAACUAGAAAUGACAACAAUGAAGCACAGGCUGAAGACAAGCGAGGAAGAAAAAACGUCGCUAGAUUCUAAGAUACGCGAGCUUCAGACUGGAUUAGAUGAGGAGAAGAAAAAGAGGACCAGUCAUGAGGGUACCAUCAUCAAGCUCCGGGCCUUGAUUGACAAGAACAAAAAACAAGUUAAUAAGCUAGAGGAAACAACUAAGAAGAUGAGCGAUGAGAAGAAAGCACUUGAAUUGAAGUUUGAAUUUGCGGAGAAGGAGCUAGAACAGAUGAAGGGAAAAGAACAAAAUUUAACAAGUAAAAUGGAGAACCAAUCAAAAACAGAGCGAGAUCUCCAGAAGAAGCAGUCGACAGAGCUGCAGCGCCUUAAGGAAGACUACCAGAAGAUGUCCAUAGAGCACAAGAGUGCUUUGGAGAUGCUUGAGAGGGAGAAGCGACGUGCUAAAGAGCUAGAUCAUCGAGGCUCGUUGAGCGAACAGGAUUGGAGGCGUAGAUUGAGGGAGAGUGAAGAGCGUGAACGAGAACUAGCUAAAAAGGAGCUAUCCACCAGCCAGACCGAGAAUCGUCAACUACGUGAGCAGAUGUCUCGUGAGAAAGCUCUGAUGGAAGAGACAGAGACCCGAAAUAAACGCAUCAUUCAAGAAUUAGAGAACCUUGUAGAUGAACUGAAAAAAGAUCGCGAUGUUCUGGCCCGAGAAUUGCAGGCUAUGAUCAGCAAAGAUCAACAGUCAGAGAAGUGGAUCGAUGAAGCUAAGCAACUUCAUCUGGACAAGAAGGACCUACAGGAUCAGUUGGAUUCUAGCAACAGACGAAAUACUCAACUUUCAGAUGAUCUACAACUAGAGCAGACGAAACUUGCAGACUCUAGUGCUGAGAUUGCUUUCCUUAAGGAGAAACUGAAGCUUUCAGACGGAUCGGUGAAAAAAUUGAAAGAAGAGCUAAACCAGAAAACAUUAGAGGUAUCCAGGCACUACAACAUGACCAACCAGGGACAGAGGGAAGUUGAAGAGCUUGAAAGUAAAUUGUCCACGAUAGAUGUUGAAGUGGUUCGUGUUCAACGGGAAUUGAUUGAAGAACGUGAGAAGUUCGGUCGCGAGAACAACGAGCUGAAGUGGCAACUUGAAAGAGCUGAAAGAAAAACCAAAGAUGUACUUGAACAAAUUGCAGAAAAAAAUGAGGAACUAAGUCAGCUUCGCAAAGAAAACACACGUCUCUCUAGCAUUUCACAUAAUGGUGACAGCAGACUUGAAGAUGAGGUCAGGUUACGGAACGAUGUGGAAGGCCGUAAUAAAGUUCUCGAGGAAGAAAUGACUAAGCUGUGGAAUCAGAUGAAAGAUCUUCUUGAGAAGUUGUCAACCAGUGAGUCAGCAAGACAGGAUUUAGAAACAGAAGUAGAGCGACAAAAUAACAUCAUUCGACAACGAGAGUCUGAGUUUGAGCGCCACCAAGCGGAGGUCAAAGUGUCAUCAUCAGCACUGGGUAAAGUCCAGCACAGAGCGCAGUCAGCUGAAAGAAGGAUUCCAGAGUUACAGCAGGAGGUUGAUGAUAUGCUACUGAAGCUGCAGACAGCACAGCAACAACUAAAAGACUACGAAGCAACACGAUUAGAAUUACAGAACUGUAGAGAAGAAAUUUUGAGAUACAAAUCUCAAAUACAAGACGAACGAAUCCAAAGAUCUUUACAAAACCAGCACAUUGAGGAACUUAAGAACCAGUUAGAUUUCUUCCGCAAUAAGGAAGACCAACUUCACCAAGACAACUCGGAACUCAAGCACAAAUUCCUAGAGACAAAGAAUAAACUCCACACAAUUGAGGACCACAACAAAUCCAUUAGUGACAUGCAAAACAUGGCUGAAAAGGGCAAGCAGAUGCUAGAAGACCAACUAACAAGCCUCCAAAACCAGGUAGAGAAGUUGCAGAUUGAACUUCUACAGACAGCAGAGAAACUUCACCUUCAGAUCCAUAAGUACGAUGAUCAAAAGAGACACCACAAGAACAAGCUCCAGUCUGCUAGGCAGAUUUUCACAAGACAUAAAAUGAUUCUGGCCGAGAGUUUGAAUAAGCUGCAGGAGGAGCUGACCAGCGCGAAAAAAGACUUGCAGCAGGAACUACAAUGGAAGAACAACAUGGAGACCAAUCACAAACAGCUAUUGUCCGAGCAUCGGGAACUUUUAGCCAAGUUUAGUGAAAAUGAAGAGCUGUCCAGAGACCAGUCUCGUAACCUAGCAACGAUGGAAUACCGUUUGAAGUUUCUGGACCAUGAGAAUGGCGUUCUUCAAGAGCGAGUAGAUGCACUCAGCAAGCAGCGGAUUGCUCUUGAAAAACUUGUUAGGGAAUAUCGUUUAGAGAAACAAAAAGAAGAAAUCAACAAGGCUGUGUCACCAGGAAAUAUUCCAUUGAGUCUCCCAAUGUCAUCCUUUAGUUAUGGAGCACCAAAGGCAUCCGUUAGCAGCGGGCUAGGAAACUCCAUGAGCUAUACACCAUCCCUUGAUUACCAUCCCCAUGAAAGUCUUCUGUCUGUACGUUCACCAAGCUCUGGUUAUCCACACAUAAAUGGCUAUGUGAACAACGCCCGUAACCUGUCCAGCACCGGAAGAACAUUAGACAACGAAAGCACUGAGGUUGACUCCGAGACAUAAAACAAGAUGAUUAUUAUAUCACUAAGGUCCAAAAACAAGUGUAUUAUGGGUGAAAAGUAGUGUUUAAUUUUAUUGGAAAUAAACGCAGCAAACAGAAUAUUUGUGUCUAUUGUGAUGAGGUAUACUGUUGAUCACCAUCGAUUAUGUGUGAACUUCGAAAUUUGCCUCAUACCAUGUUUUUAUAUCAUAGGUUUGUAUACAAUUAUUUCUGUUGAAUUGAACUGGCUUAAUGUUGUUAACACGGUGAACAUUAUAUACAAGCCUAGUCAUUAUUUUUUACCACAUAUGGCUAGAGAGAGCCCUCAAUCAGUUGAGAUGGGGUUAGAUAAAUUCAGUCAUUUUAUAUAUCUGUUAAUAGUAGUUUGUGUUUGAGUAUAUGUAGCAAAAAAAUUAUUGAAGUGCUUGUAAAAAAGCUUAAACUGUUUUGUAUUGUUAUAUUUUGUUUGAUAUUUUGUAUGAUGUGAUAUAUAAUAUUAAGUGUAAUAUUUUCUGAGCCAUUUUUUAUCCGUCCAAAAUAAAAACCUUGAUAUAUUUGAAACAUAAAUAGUACCAAGUAAUCAUGAAAAUAUAAUUAUUACGUAAAACUUAAUAAAUUGCAUUUUUUUUUAAAUUCAUUUUAUUAUUUUUACCAUUAGUGUCGAAAUUUACUUUGGUAUUAUAUGCAAUUAUAUUUUAUCAUACAAAUGCAAUUUUAUAAUAAUGUUCAUACAUUAAACUUGGUUUUAUAUUCUAAUUUUUAAAAAUAAUUUUAUUACUGAUUAAAUUUGUUAUAUUAUUUAUCAUUGAUUAAUUUAUCUAUCAUUUUCUUCAUAUUUAUUAUUAUUAUUAAUUCCAAUGUUACCAGUGUAAAUAUUUACGAAUAUUAUCAUUUUUUAUUACGGAUGGAAUCUGCCAAACCUGAUAAAUUUUGUACAUGAAAUUAUGUGGAACAAUGGCAAGUGUUUGGCCUUACAAUUGUUUAGUUGUGGGUUUGAAUCCAGUGGUGGUCAUAUGUUCAUGGGGCAAGGCCUUGCCACUGUCCACCCAGGAUUAGAAAUAGGUACCUGGUAGGAUGUAAACAAAUUAAAAGUAACAACAAUAGUGAUAACAAUAAUACAAAAUUUAAUGUCACUGAUGUUCUAUGAAUAAAUUGUGAAUAGAAUAAUAAUGUUCUUAUAAUUACAUAACAUAUUUUGCUAAUAGGUAUUGUAGAUUUCUAAAAAGCAUGUUUUCAUCGAAUCAAACACUUAAGUAACAUUAUAACAUUGCGGCAAUAAUCAGGACAUAACAUGUGAGGCAAAAACAUAAUUUGAUUCAGCACAUUGUUGUUUCAACCUAUCCGGUACCCACUUGCACUAUUGGGGGAAAGAGGUGGGGUAGAGAGUGACAACCAUAAAUGUAAAGUGCCUUGCCCAAGGACGCAAAACGGGAUUCACAGUGAAGCAAGGGAUCGAACCUCCGACCUCGUGGUUGAGAGUUUGAAUGUUAUUUGAUGCGUCAACAGCUCCCACAUUUUGUAUGACCGUAGUAACAUAAUAAACGCAUAGUAGAUUCUUGCAAUAUUAUACAAGUCCCACUAACAUACCUUAUCACUCUUGAUUACUGUUAGUCUAUUGGGAAUCAGUCGUUAAUUUACAUAUGAAAUAGUGUUAGGCCUGUGUUGUUUAGUACCAGUAAGUAUAUUUGUAUUUAAAUUAGUCUCUGUACAGGGUAUAGUACUGUGUGUUUUUAUAUAUUUUUGUAAAAUAGCCUGGAAUUUUUAUACUUAAAAUGCUGAUGUUCCAAAAAGCGACCGAUUUUUUUUAUUCCUAAUAAACAAAAGAAUUCUUUGAUGCAUUUUGUAUCUUAUAUGCAAAUUAAUGAAACAUUAACUCUCAUUUAUAAAAGGCAAAGUUCAUUCUAGUUAGCACUGUUCAGUACUUUAUUUCAGUUAACAAGUCGUUACGUGGAUGUGAAGAAAUAAUCCGUCACUAAAUUGAUAUGAAGAAAUAUAAUCUGUCCACAUUUGUAAAAAGUAAUAUUUAUUGCCAAAUUGUAUUAUAAAGUUCUAUGCCUUAGCAUUUCCAUUAAUAAGUUACUUGUACAGUAGUUCAAACUUUUUUAAACAUAAAAUACAAUGAACAAAGAGAAUGUUGCAAGGUUUUUUAAGUAGUAUUUUUAUGUGGGCCUUUCUAAUAUUAAAAAGUUGAGUUGAUUUUUCAACAGAAUAUAUGUAUGAUAGCGAACAAAUAAGAUUUAAAAUAGUAUAUUGUAUUCCAAAUUGUUUCUACAUCUUUAGCAAAUGUAUUUUUGAGGCAACAUUUUCUGAGAGAAUGCUGAUUGAUUAAUUUGCCAAAAAAUUGGUUUACAGUGUUAAAAUGAUCAGUGGAUAAAAUUUGAUAAAAUAAUAUAUAAUAUAUAAUCAUCUAUGUGUAAUAUAGACGUUUAUUCUUUAUAUAAUGAUGACUAUAUAAAUUCAGUGGAUUAAGGGUUUUUGAUGCAGCAUCAGUAUGUAUGGCCAGGAAGCAGUCAUACAUCUGUUCCUGGGAAUGACUUGUUUUGAACUGAAUAUUCAUAGGGAAAACUAUGACAACUUAUUUGCAAGUAUUACCAUGGAUACAGUUGCUAUGGUUUUAAAUAAAUGUUACUAUGGUAUUUGAAACACGAUGGAUAGAGUUGCCAACAAAGAUACUGUAUCCAUGGUAGCUCAUAGUAAUGCUAGAUGUUGUGGUGUUAAUGUAUUACAAAGCAGUAUAAUUUGCGUCCAAUAUUCAUUUGUCUUUAGCUUCUUCAGUAUUUUCUGUAUGAAAAAUAGAUUAUGCUACUAUUUAUAUUGUAUUAAGAGGGUUUUGCCACACGUUCAAGUCAAGUAUUUUACUGUCAUGUGUAAAACUAAAUUUCAUAGGACUGGAAAUCCUUUUUCGGCAGAGAGAACUUCCUGCUUAGUUUAAAUUUCGAAACUGCAACAAAUCCGAAAUCCGCUUAGCUCUGUUGUUACCUAGCUAAAACAAGCCAUGUGGAACUUUGACAUAAUCAAAAUUAACUUCAAAAUAUACUGUGUAAAUUAACUUCUAAAUAAUAAAUACUGUCGUGUGUAAAACCAAAUUUCAUAGAAAUCGAAAUCCUUUUUCCGCACAGAGAAUUUCUCUACGGAUUUAAAUUUCGAAACUGCAACAAAUCCGAAAACCGCUUCGCUCUGUUCUUACCUAGCUGAAACAAGCCAUGUGUAGUUUUGACAUAAUCAUAACUUCUGAAUAUCGUAUGUAGGACCAGCAUGAAGACCAGUUAAAUCGGUAGAAAUACGCAUGAAAUAAUGACGUUACCACAUUUUUUGUUUUCUCAUAAAUAUAUUGAACAACGCGUGUGGCAAAAUCAAAAUUUGUUAGUACUGUAUUACUGUAUAUCAGAAUGUUGUUAACACGUGUGCUUGAUGGAAUGUAUUUGUAAUAAAGCUGUACAUUUCUAACUGA